AUGGAAGACCCAAUCAAACGCCGCAAUCGUGGCCCAACUUGGCCCCUCGAUUCCCGGAUCGAAUCCCUGCGGGGCCCGCCUUCCCAAUCGGACCGAUUCCAGCGAUUCUGUCUCGCUCUUCGUGGGCUUCCAAUUGGACCCAUCAACGGACCGAAAAAUACACUGGGCCAUUUUAAAUCUGCACAUAAAUAAAAGUAGUCUUAGUUAUUUAAAUGUUCUCGUAGAUAUGCCCUUCCCCUUCCCGCUAUCUCCCUGCCUCCCUCCCGCCUGGUCCUGGUGUACAGCUCCCCAUACAUACUCCCCAUCUGCUGGUGGCUUCUGCUCUUCGCCGAUUCCGUCCUCAGCUCGGCUGCCACCCGCCCAUCUCCUCGUCCGACGUUUCAGUACGGACGGAGGCGGGGCGGGCAUGGCGACUCUGCUCGGAGCCAUAGUCAUAAUCUUUCACGAGGGGGCUCUAAACUCUGAACCCUAAACGUCGCGGGGGAAAGGUGGGAGACUGCCGGGGCACGCCUGUUGAAGUUUGAUUUUUUUUCCUUGAGGCCCUCCUGUCCGUUGUGCUCAUAGUGGGGUGCGGUGGACGGGAACUUGGAAGGGAUCAGAGGAAGGGAGAUGGGCCCGAUUCGCAGAAGCAACGGUCAUUUCAGGACGAGAGACCGAAAUGCCCGCCAGUUGUACGAAAGGUUGACAGCGGAGCUAAUCUAUCUCUGUUAUUCCCUGGAGCUCCACCAAGUUAUGACGUGCAUUCUCACUUGAAUCUACCUGCUUCUUUUCUUGCUCCAGGCAGCAGAUGCUUGCACCGCAGAGAAAGGCCCUGCCUAUAGCAUCUGGUAUAUUUAUGUUUCUGACUUACUUAAUAUUACUUCUGUAUUUCCCUGGCUGAAUAAACGAAAAUUAGUCAUUCAGACUGUAGAGCUCACAGGAAGGUUAAUUGCCUGUUCAACGUGUACACUAACCUGUUUUUUAAGUCUGUUAUUAUAGAUCUCUAUCGAGAGUCCAUUACAUAGUCGUUGAAAGAUCUAUGGAUGAGAAAUGUACCAGCUAUUGCCUAACGUUUGGCAUGGCAUUCUAGUAGUCUGUCAAAUCUGGGACAUUUUUUAACGGGUUGCUUUCUAACUCUCAGAAGUCUGUCAAAUCUUACGUGGUGUCUAUGCGGCGUAGAUUACUUUUCUGGGAUUAAACGAAAUGAUUCUGCAUAUUAUCUGGGUUUUUUUUUUUGAAUUGGUUAUUUUUUUCAUUUAUGAUUCAGUGGCGAGUAGGAUUGUUGAAGAAGUGAAGAACAAUGACACUCUUAUCAUAGUAGGUGAAACUGGGAGUGGAAAGACAACACGUAAGUAUGGUUAAUUGACAUAUUCUACUUAUUAUUCAAGUGUGCUCAGUAUUACUUCCUGCAAGACUUUAUUUGGUUUCGUUUAUUGUAGAAAUUAGCGUGUUUCAGUUAGUUUCAUCAUGUAAGUUAGUCGAACUGCCUGAAUUUUAAAAUCCUAGGUUAUAAGGGAUAUAUUUUUAGCUGGGGUUUGGUUAAUUGGGUCUCUAAACCACAACAAUAAGAGAUCAGAUCGUAACAAAACUUGGAAAUACGAUACUUUUUUUGAUGGUAGAUGGAAAAGGAGUUCGCAACUUUGGAAAGGGUGAAUAUCAUAGUCCACUCCUCGCAGAAUCUUAUUAGUGUAUAGUUGAUAGAUCAUCUCAGAUGAUGAAAUGAAAUUGAACGAUUAGGGUGUUUUAAGGCCAGAAGUUUCGUGUGGUAAGUCGAUGAGAAAAUCAUUCAAUAUUAAGAUGUCUUACAAGCUGGAGGCAGUUUGAUGAUAAGUGCCUUUUGAAACUUUAGGUCGGAGAAGGCUCCAAAUCUCAUGAAAUUCAGAGAGCACAUCCUAGUUAAGGCCAAAUGAUAUAUGCGGAAUUCUUUUGAAAGGAAUAAUUCGUAAAGUAGAUCUUCAUCUCAUUAUAUGCAAUGUCCAGCAUAACUUGGGGAUUUUCAUAUGUUUGUAAAAUGAAACUAGUGAUAUGUGAAUUAUCUUUACGAGUGUUGUUUGAUUACCGGGAAUCCAUAUUUCUGAAGUGAGAAAUUUCAGACCUCUGUGUUUGAUAGGUACAAACUUAGCAGGCAGUGCGGGUUUAUAUUGUUUUCUGUGCAAGUUUUUGAAGACCUAGUUCAUGUGGAUUUAGAGGGAUGAACAUCCAUUUUGGUGUCAUAAACUUGAUUUUUCAUGGUUUAGUGUGUAUACUUAUCAUCAUACACUUUCUUGUAUAGACAGGGACGUUAAGGUUUUUAAUGGAUACAAUUCCGUUUUUAAUUUAUACAUUUUGUCACAUUGAGUUCAGUAUAUUGGGAUAUGACUGUUAGAAUCAAAUUUGGUAGCGAGAUUGUUGGGCUUCCUCCACUCUCUGUUGGAGAUUGAUCUCAGCCCAAAACUAGCUGUGAAUCAGCUGAUUUGUUGUUCCAUUUGGCAAAAUAAGAUGAAUUUGAUGGUCACAUCUCGGCAUUGCAUGAGAAAGGUCCAAAGCAGUUGGAGUCUACUCGUCAAGCCCGAAUUUGGGGUAUUAAUCAUGCCAUUCCUGACGCUUGAACCACUAAGUAACAGACCUAUUUCCAAUGGGAGAUAAUUGUUUAGCUAAGAACAUUCAAUAUGCGGUGGGAUAGUUAUGUUGUUAUGUUUGAACUGUUCACUCUUUAUUAGAGAACUUAUAUAUUCAGCAUUUACUUUUGUUUCUAUCUGUGCUUUUAGAUUGAGAGUUACUUUUAUUUAUUUAUUUGAAUUAUCUGUUUGUAAAGUAUUACAUGUCGAUUUCAUCUUUUUCUAACUUUUUCUUUUCUUUUGACAGAAUUGCCUCAGUUUUUAUUUGAUGCAGGACUGUGCAGUGACGGGAAAGUCAUUGGAAUCACCCAACCCCGUCGUGUCGCAGCUGUCUCUGUGGCAAAACGUGUUGCUGAAGAAUGUGGAGUUGAGCUAGGCCAAAGAGUAGGAUAUUCUAUUCGGUUUGAUGAUGUUACUUCUAACUCAACAAGAAUUAAAUAUAUGACUGAUGGAUUGCUAUUAAGGUAAUUUUUUCGCGAAUAUGUUAAACCCAUGAUGGCAUACUCCAUGCUUGCAUUUUUAUUUCAAUACUGAUCAUGAGGUUGAGAUCCCCCCUCUUCAACUAUUUCAUUAUGUCUUGGAUGUGGCCAAUGUUGAGUAGGAUGUGUGCACUCUGCUUUGUACUUGUCAUAUGGUUUGAUCUUUCACCUCUUCAUAUAAUAAUACUAAAGUUACGAAGCAUUCCCUUCUGUAGUCAGGGGAGCCACUCGAGUGGAAUAUCGUUUGAAACGAAAUACGACGAUGGGCAUAUGUGGGUUACGUAGUGGAGUGAUAUGGAUUAUCAUAUCAAGACGGUUGUCGGUUUCUGCCAAGUGGACUUGUACGGAUCAACUGCAUAUAAGUAUGGGGAAGAAACCUCCCAUAACAUAGAUUAUUCUUGUGAAGAAUUGUGGGGAUGUGUUCCAAUCUAUACUCAGACAUGCCACUCGUACACAUUUCCAUGACAAGGUCAAAAGACUAUCGUGUAUUGAAUUUUGUUACUAAAAAUAGAAUAGUUGUUUUGAUGCAAUUUUUUGAUCAUGUGUUUGGUUUGAAUGUAAUUUAUUCAGACGGUUGUAAAUGUGUUAAUGACAACUUUUAUCAACGUUUGCUGAAAUUCAAUUGUAGGAAUUAUGCAACUUUUUGAUUGUGCCUAUUGUUUGAAUGUGACUUUUUGGAUGGUUGUUAACUUAAUAAUGACAUCUCACUUCUAUAAGGUUUGAUUAAAAAGUAAGUUGCUGGAGGUGUGCAACUAAAUUUGAUUCACCAAGUUUACAGUUCUACAUUUGAAUCUUAUGAUUUUGUGUUUAUUAAAGACAAUGCACGAUUGAUUAAAAUAAAAUACGCCAGUACGGUGAGUCGUUCAUGUUGGAAGCAUGUGAUCAUGGAGUAUCUUUGAGCCAUUUUAUUUUGCGAAAUACCCUUCACUAUAAAAAUUUAUAUGCCUGCUAUAUAAUUUAUGAUUGUGAUGCUUGUACGUUUGGAUGAAAGCAUCCCUCGGAAGAAAUAUCAAUUUCCAAUGUAAAAAGUCGGUAAUAUAACCUGGGUCAUUGACAUGUCUCUGUUCGUUUGAAUUUACAGGGAAGCAUUACUAGAUCCUUUUCUAUCGAGAUAUUGUGUGAUAAUUAUUGAUGAAGCACAUGAACGAACGGUUCAUACCGAUGUCUUACUGGGGUUAUUAAAAAACGUACAAAAUGCAAGAUCAAAAUAUGCAACGACAGAAUAUGACCAUAGUAAAAAGGAUAGCCUCUCUGAGAAAGGGUGCAAUGGUCUACGGCAGACAAAGUUACUGACUUGUCAAGAUACGAAGCUUGCUCCUUUAAAAUUGGUCAUAAUGUCCGCUAGCUUGGAUGCAAGAGUUUUCUCGAGGUAUUUUGGUGGUGCAAAAGCUGUACAUGUUCAAGGGAGACUAUAUCCUGUGGAAAUACUCUAUACGUAUCAUCCUGAACCCGAUUAUGUGGAUGCUGCAUUAAUUACAAUUUUUCAGGUGAUUAUUAGACUACUGUCACCUUCUAAUUUAAAUUCUAGUUUUAUCGUUCUACUUUUGAAUGGGACCCUGUCAUAUUCUUGAAUUUGUUCUGUUUUUGAUACUAUUUCUUGUUUUCUCGAUUGUUGCUAUACUGCCUUAAUUACGAAUUGAGACUUCUGUGGGUUUUUUUCUCUAUUGUCCGUAUUAGAUAAUAAGGCCAAUAGUAAAGAUUUUAAGUUUGCAUUUCUUCCUAAUAUUAUAAGAAAAAUCCAUGUGAAGCUUUAUCUAUGCUGCCCCACGGGGUGGGUAUUGUAUCUCGGUUUUUUUAGCAGCUUUUUAGCAUAGUAUUUUCAUUUUUCUUGGUUUAUUUUUUUCUUUCAUUCUUUCCGUUAUUUCUAUUGUUUUCUCGAGAAAUAUUGUUGGCAAAUUCCAUAUAUGGAAGUAAUAUGGCAAAUUCCAUUUCUCAUGACCAAACUAGGGAAGUAAUAGAUUGUAGAUGAUAGUAGCCAUUAGAUGUAGUUAGUACAUCUAUGUAUUGAGGAUUGCUAAUUUAAGUUUAUAGAUUAUGCACCAUACACGUUUUCAUUUUAAUAGCCUGAUUCUCAAGAUAUGCAUUCCUAUGUAUCAGGCAAGUUUUUUCUUUUAAUGUCAUUAUUCUCUAAACAUUUGCUUUCAUGUCAGAUUCAUUUAAAUGAAUGUUCGGGGGAUGUCCUUGUUUUUCUAACUGGACAAGAAGAAAUUGAAUUCGUUGAAAGGCGUAUCAAAGAGGGCACAGACCAGCUGCCAGAUGAGAAGAAAAAUGUUGUGGUCGUUCCUAUUUAUUCAUCUCUACCGUCAGAACAGCAGAUGAAAGUUUUUAAACCAGCACCAUCAGGGUUUCGCAAGGUGAUUUUAGUGUCAUUAUUUUUGAAUUUUUAGAUAGUCACAUGGAAUUUCAUGAACACGCAGUAAACUCACUUCGUUCAUGUAGUUAUCAUCUCAUAGUGGGUUGAGAUUGGUGUCGUUAUUUGAUGUUUCUUGUGUGCUUCAAAUUGCUCAACUUUUUGUUAGUCUGCUUCUGGACAAAGGUAGAUAUACCAUUGAGACAUUUAAGUACUUUAACCAUUUUGAUCGUGUUUUACCCUAUCAAUUGGACUAAUUUUGUGUGAAUAUUUUGUUUCAAAUGACUAUACUCUUUAUAUUAAUUCAAAAUUCCAUGCGAAUAAUGUUCUCACCAACGUUGUUGGUAAAUGAGUUUAUGGAUCGCUGCAGGUCAUAUUAGCUACGAAUGUUGCUGAAACAUCAGUUACAAUCCCUGGAAUCAAAUAUGUCGUGGAUCCAGGAUUGGUGAAAGUUCGCUGUUAUAACCCUGUCACAGGUGUAGAAUCGUUGAUUGUCAUCCCAACCUCGAAAGCACAGGCUCUUCAAAGGAGGUAGGCAUUCUAGGAUUGUUCUGUCACAAUUGGUAGCUUAACAUUAAGGAUUGAUUUCCUCUUAUUUUCUUCUUGUGAUUGCAUAGUCUUACACUUACCCUAAAUUAUACUGGCAUAAUUUUCUCCUUUUAGUAUCUAUUUUCUCAUGAACUUAUGCACGCCUAAUGCAGUGGCCGUGCUGGACGGGAGGGACCAGGCAAGUGCUUCCGAUUAUACCCAGAAAGUGAGUUUGCGAAGCUUAGAGACUCCAUUAUUCCAGAAAUCAAAAGGUGCAAUAUCUCCAACGUUGUACUCCAGCUCAGAGCCCUGGGUAUUAAGGACAUACUCGGAUUUGAUUUCAUAGAUAAACCACCUAGGUGAGAACUGAUGCUAUCUGUUUCAUUACUUUUUACUUCUCAUGAGUCAGUAAUGCAUACAGUAAGAUUUCAUGUAUUGAAUGAUGGCAGCAGCUUCAUUUAAAAAAUUAUUUUGUUUCCUUUAUAACUCAACAUUCAAUUUAGGAUCCUUGUUGUCGUGGAAGCUUUAUUUGUUUGGAAGCAUCUGCAUAAUAGAAACAUGGAGCGUUUGUGCCUUUUAAUCCCCACUUGUAAUGUGUGAAUGCACCAAUACAUAAUAAUUUCCUGGCGCUUAACCUUGUGGGUUCUGGUUGAGGCCUUGCCACUUUGCCCCUUGCCACUUCUGUUGAGGCCUUUUGCUUCAAUUGCCUACUGCCAUGACUCGCCGAUCGUGGUCCAAUAUUGCCAUCCCUCUUUGUCUGGUUACAAUUAAAGCUGAUUUGGUGAUCACGCCAAUUGAUUUCAUUGCUAUUUUAAAUCAUGCUGUGGGGCAAGUGCUCGAGGAUUUAAGAUGGUUAGUCUGCAUUCACUUUGAUGGUUCUAAUGCUUUGGGAGCUUCCCCUUUUGGAUACUUUCAUCCAUCAUCGUUUGCUUGCAAUUUGAACAUUAUUCCCUUUACAGGGCUACAAUCCUUGAAUUUACUGGGGUGUCUUAUAACUAUUUGAUUAUUUUCUCAGGAUGGCAGUUGUAAAAUCGUUAGAGCAAUUGCUUUUACUAGGCGCGCUGACAAAAGACUACGAGUUGUCAGAUCCAGUUGGUUAUCAAAUGGCCCAGAUUCCAUUGGACCCCCUGUAUUCCAAGGCGCUCAUUUUGGCCAGGGAAUUCAAUUGUCUGGAAGAAAUGCUAAUCGUCGUUGCCAUGCUUUCGGUGGAGUCCAUCUUCUACAUCCCCCACGAGAAGUUGGAAAAGGUAGCCUUGCCCUCACUCUUGUUAAAGUUUCUUGUUUAGUUUCCUCUAUUAGUUUCGGUUGGUUUAUAAGUUGGGCAUGCGAUACGUUUUCUUGGACUAAUUUGACUUUUUUGGGAGAUAAAAUUAUUCUCUGUUAGACGGGAUGAAUCUUACUCUAAUUGUCUUCUCGGUCUCAAGAAUCUUACUCUUACUGUAAUGGUGUUAGUCCAGAGCGUUGACUUGACUGUGCCCAUGAAUCAGGGGGGGGGGAGAUUUCCAUCAGAUGCCAUGCUGCGAGUGUGCCAUCAGAUGAUAUAUAUCUUGCAUUUUUACGCGACCAAGUGGGCGAAUCUCCAUUGUUGCGCUUGUCUUGUUUCUCAGGCGAAAGUGGCGAUGAGAUGCUUCUCAAGCCCAGAGGGGGACCAUACCACCCUGAUAAAUGUCUACAGAGCCUCCAAAGAGGUCUUGGACAAGAGCCGAGCGGCAGGUGGCGAUGAGAAGAUGGCCGAGAGGGGCCUGAGUAAAUGGUGCAAGGAGAACUUCAUCAAUAAACGUUCAUUAAAGCAUGCCCGUGACGUCCACAGGUGGGCAAUAUUUCAGGAGACCUCAGCUCCAUGUUGACGAAUGGUUGAUUCUCUGAGCCUGCGAGUCAAUCACAUGGUGCGUUUGCUGUUUCUCUGGUCUCCAUUGCAGUCAAGUUCAUGGAUACGUGAAGCAGAUGGGCUUCGCUGUUACUUCGUGCGGGGAUGACAUGCUGCAGUUUCGCAGAUGCCUCGCCGCCUCCUUCUUCCUCAACGUGGCUUUACGGCAGCCCGACGGCACUUUCAGGUGUGACGCUCUCUCUCUCUGUUCUCAACAUGGCCGGUGCUUUUCUUCUGCGUUGAACUCUGUCUAACCCGUGCCCAUGGCCUUUUGUUACUCUUCUUUUUGGUUGGUGGUUGGUGGUUGCUGGGGGACAGGGCUCUAGGGAGCAACCAGACGGUGCGGAUCCAUCCGUCGUCGGUGCUCUUCCGCUCCAAGGCGGAGUGCGUCAUCUUCAACGAGCUCGUGCGGACGAACCAGAACUACCUCCGCAACGUGACGAGCGUCGACCCCCUCUGGCUCCCCGAGUUGGCUCCCCACUACUUUUCCUUGAGAGAACCUUGA
Messenger RNA from Spirodela intermedia, 8305 nucleotides. The record is from the annotation of a GenBank genome assembly. Lineage: Eukaryota; Viridiplantae; Streptophyta; Magnoliopsida; Alismatales; Araceae.